Periconia digitata is the source of this 1074-nucleotide messenger RNA. The record is from the annotation of a GenBank genome assembly. Lineage: Eukaryota; Fungi; Ascomycota; Dothideomycetes; Pleosporales; Periconiaceae.
UCAGCUUCAUACAUCUCAAAAAACAUGGCUUCAGAGAUCCCCGAGUCGAUGAAGGCUAUCCAGUUGAUCCAUUAUAAACAACCUUAUCAGCUCAACAAAGUCUCCGUUCCCAAGAUUGGAGAUAAUGACCUCCUGGUGAAGAUCAAAGCGGCGGGGUUCUGCCAUACGGACUACCAGGUAUGGGAAGGAGUUUACGGAUCGCCAACACCCAUCAUUGGGUCUCAUGAGCCCGUAGGAGUGGUAGUGGCUGUCGGUGAUACAGCCCAAGGAAAAUGGGAAGUUGGCCAAAGAGUUGGCGUGAACUUGUUUCAGCAUGCAUGCCAUACAUGCUGGGGCUGCAAGAGUUUCAACGAUAUUCGCCACUGCCAAGAGAAAGGCGUAGCAGGCCUGUUCAACGAUGGGGGUUUUGCUGAAUACAUGGUUGCUGAUGCAGAUACGACUGUUCUGUUGCCCGACGCCAUUCCUUUCGAGCAGGCUGCUCCUCUGAUGUGUGCUGGUAUCACAGUGUGGGAAGCUCUCCAGCGAUGCGCGUUAUCGACCGCCGACCCUAUAGGAAUCGUUGGAAUCGGGGGGCUUGGAUCACUGGGAGUUCAGUUCGCGAAAGCCCUGGGUCACCCCGUCGUAGCGAUUGACAAUCGACCAGAAGGCCGUGCGCUAUCAACUCAAAUGCCCCACAAAGCUGAUCUUGUUGUCGACUCGACAGACUCUGGAGCCUUAGACAAGAUCAAAGAAUGGGCCGGUAAAGGUGGUCUAGCGGCUACCAUCAUAUGCAACGACGACGUUGCUGUCGCUGAGUGGAGCUUGAAGCUUCUUCGUCCAUUUGGAAAGACCGUUCCUCUAGGGCUGCCACCAAGUGGUUUUAAGUGUGAUGCGUUCGACCUCGUAUUUCAAAACCUGACUGUCAUUGGAUCUUUAGUCGGAACAAAACAGGGUAUUGAAAGCGCUAUGGAGGCGGUUGUCAACUAUGAUAUCCGCUCGCAUGUUACUUGUUAUACGAUUGAAGAUGUCCCGAAAUUUCCGGAAAUCUACGCAGACGGGCAUGUAAAGGGUCGAUUGGUCAUGAAGAUUGACUGA